Oldenlandia corymbosa var. corymbosa is the source of this 2753-nucleotide messenger RNA. NCBI's taxonomy places the organism in Eukaryota, Viridiplantae, Streptophyta, Magnoliopsida, Gentianales, Rubiaceae. The record is from the annotation of a GenBank genome assembly.
CCCAAAGCUCCCAAAAAUCUCAUAUAAAUCCUCGCAAAAGCCUCUCAGACUCAAAAACCCUCUCGUUUUCAUCUCUCAAUUUUUGGCUGCAAAUCUUCCAAAAAAUAUAAUUUAUUUUUUUAAAAAUACUAUUUUCCUUUUUUUUUUCCCCUUUAAUUUACCCUGAAAAUAUAUUCUUGUAUAGUGUUCUUCCCCUAAACAUAGGCAGACAGUACGUAUGUUUUUGGGUUUAGUAUUACCGAUUCAGAUAGAAUUUUCCAAAAAAUUUGAAUCUUUUUUCGUUUCUACUAACCGAGAGUCCUACCUAUAAGGGAGCGGGAGCAGGAAUUUGAGGGGGUUGCGGGAAAAAGAAAAAAAAAAAAAAACAGACCUUUAAAGAAUUGUAGAUGCCGCCGGCGGCCGGCGUAGUAGCACAGUCCGAUCGAGUAUCGGUGGUGGGUCCAUCUCCAAUGCUGAUGAUGCAGAAUCAUCAUCACCUGAUGCAACAACCGGGUUCGGUUCUUCCCGGCCAAGGUCCGGCGGUGAUGCCGGAGAGUUUCGCCAAAGACGCCAUUAUUGCCUGGUUCAGGGGAGAAUUCGCGGCGGCAAACGCCAUUAUCGACGCCCUGUGCGGCCAUCUCAAGCAGCUGGAUGACGGCUUGGGAUCCGGGUACGAGUCGGUUUUCGCCGCCAUACACAGGCGGAGGCUGAACUGGAUCCCGAUUCUACAGAUGCAGAAAUACUAUUCCAUUGCUGAUGUGGCGGUUGAGCUCCGGAAAGCCACCCUGAAUAAGAAGAUGGAAAGGGAUGCUAUCAUCAAAAGGAGUAAUCAACACCAACGACAAGAAGAAGAAGGAGAAGAGGAAGAAGCGGAAGAGGAGAAGCUGAAAUUCGGGUCGGCUCCCACUUCUCCGGCCGCAACGACCAACGAAAAGGAGAAAACCGUUGAAUACUCUGUUUCCGAAUCAGAGGAGACUUCGUUACCGGAGGAAGAGGUAGUUGACAGUCAUGGGGAGAAUCACAGUCAAAGUCAUAACAUUAACGAAAAUGGAAAUGGUGAUGUGGUUGAGGAUUCGCCGGAGAGUGAAAUUACCGAUACAGGAUCUCAAGAAGUGCAAUUCUCGCUCGACAAUGUUGAUAUCUGUUCUAAUCAUGAAGGAUGUGAGGCACGUCGCGAACAGAUUAAAAUUACCAAAGGAUUCAUAGCAAAGGAACCGCUGAAAGGCCACAUGGUGAAUGUUGUGAGAGGACUUAAGUUGUAUGAAGAAAUCUUCAAUGAUUUUGAGCUCUCAAAGUUGAAUGACUUUGUGAAUGAACUCCGGGUUGCAGGCCGGAAUGGUGAACUCUCAGGAGAAACCUUCAUUCUGUACAAUCAGCAAGUAAGAGGUAACAAGAGAGAGCUGAUUCAGCUUGGAGUUCCGAUAUUCGGCCCCAUAAAAGAUGACGCCAACAGUAAAUGUCGAAAGAGCCAUAUUGAACCAAUUCCGGCAUUUCUCCAAGGUGUGAUUGAUCACCUUAUUCAGUGGCAUAUCUUUUCAGAAAACAGAAAACCAAAUGGCUGUAUCAUCAAUUACUUUGAUGAGGAUGAGUAUUCACAGCCUUUCAUGAAACCACCGCACUUAGAUCAGCCUAUCUGCACCCUGGUUCUGUCUCAGUCAACUAUGGCAUUUGGCCGCACUCUUGUUAACAACAGCGAAGGCAACUAUAGAGGGCCACUAAUGCUUUCAUUAAAGGAAGGAUCUCUGUUGGUCAUGAGAGGAAACAGCGCUGAUGUUGCGCGACAUGUCAUGUGCACGUCUCCAAACAAGAGGGUGAGCAUCACAUUCUUCAAAAUCCGGAUGGAGGAUGAAAACACCUUAAUGACAAUGCAACCUGCAAACAGAGGAGCCAUGACCGUAUGGCAGCCGGGAGUUCCAACCCCCAAUGGAGCAUUCAAUGGGAUAGUACCAAUGGACAUGGUACCAAAAUGGGGUGCCAUUAGAACUCCAGUGGUGAUGUUAGCCCCAUUAAGGCCAAUGGUUAUGAACCCUAGAAGGAUGUCGCGUGGCGGUACAGGGGUUUUCCUGCCAUGGACUGUCGGAUCAAGAAGGCCUGCAAGACAUCUUCCUCCACGUGCUCAAAAGAGUCGACUCCUUGCACUGCCUUCUUCAGCCGAAACACGGAAAACCGAUACCUCUGGCCAGUGAUUGGCAAUGAAAAGUGCCUGCUUUCAGAGAAUCUGCCAACUUGGGAUGAAGAAUGAGGCUUUGUGAGAUACUAAUUCUGCUUUUCCUUUGGCUUUUGGCUUUAGUGGCUACACAAAAAAAAAAACCAAUAUAGGCUUUAGAGUUAGUUUGAGGGGAGUGCAAGUUAGCCCAAAUUUAGUGGCUGAAUUUUGUAUGCGGUUUUCUUUAGUUAUGUUUACAGAAUAGUCUAAAUUGUUCAUUGUAGUAUGUGAAUUAAUCCGGUUUGAAAAUGAGUGUUUAUUCUUUUUAACUAUGUGGGAAUGAGGGAGCUACUAAUAUUAUCAUCGCACGCUAUCGGAUAUAUGGUCUCUCCGCAAAUGCAAACCCUGGACGCCCCAUCUUGCACAUUUCCUUUCUCUUCUUUGAGUUAUACUUUAAAUUAGAUGGGAUUUUUUGUUUCACUUUUAGUGUUAUAGCAGCUAUUGUGUUUCGAAACUACAUUUAUUACAAGAACACUUGCUAUGUAAGAUAAAGCUUGCAUUUGCACGUUAUUAUCACAACAAUUUGAAUGGUAAUGGGAAAGAACUGCAAAAGCCAAUAAGUUUUAAC